CGAGUUGCCACGCGAAUCGUUUGCCCAGCUGACGGUCAUUAUUUAAUAUUUGGGAUCAUGUACUCCUUGCAACACCCGCAAAUCGAUGAAUGCUUCUUAGAUUCCGAAUCAACAGUUGAGGAAGUGGUCAAGUUGCUCGAAAGUCUUCAAGUGCCCAAUGAGGAGGAGGCGGCCAGCCGGGAAAAGGCAGAAAGGAGUCCCGAAUCCGCCAAUAUAACAGAGGAGAGUUUUAUAAUUACAGAGAGGAAAACUCCAAUUCCUGUUAUUUCCGCACCCAUUUCUUCCAAAGAGAAGUUGAAGCCCAGAACCUUCAUCCGCAUAGAUCGAAGUAAGGAUCGGUUUCCCUUUAUGCGCCAGGUCGAAAUGGAUCUCGAUCAGCGCUCAAAAGCUCGCUUGGAACGGGAACGAGUGGCUGAAAACUUUCGAAAAUUGGGCAACGCAGAGUAUCGAAAGGGUAACUACGAGGCUGCUAUGAACAUGUACACCGAAGCCAUUGAAAAUAUCCGGGACAGUCACAUCCUUUACAUAAACCGGGCUCUGUGCUUUAUCAAAUCGGGCAAAUUCAAACGAGGCAUAGUGGAUUGCGAUUUUGUUCUGAACAAAUUGGACGAGAAGAAUCUGAGGGCGUGGAUGUAUCGCGCCAUGGCCUACAAAGGCCUUAACGAUGAGUCCAAUUUUGAGAACUGUGUAAAAUAUGCCCGCAAAUUCAAUUCGAAGCAGAUGGAAUUUAUUGAUGAUUUCCUGGAAAAGCUAAAAUAAGGUUUGGGAAUGGAUGAUGGAUAUCUCGUUGCCUUGAAUUUUUGGGAAUGACCCAGGCACAGUUGGGCUUAAUUAAAGUAAGGGUUCUUUUCAAUUCAUUGCAGUGGAUACCCACUUGAAGUGUUUAUUUUAAUAUUAGUCGGCUGUCAAAACCCAGAUUAAAGAAUUACUUAAUACGCGA
Molecule: messenger RNA, 940 nt
Organism: Drosophila erecta
Lineage: Eukaryota; Metazoa; Arthropoda; Insecta; Diptera; Drosophilidae
Product: tetratricopeptide repeat protein 12
Exons: 5
Coding region: 58-759 (233 amino acids)
Molecular function (GO): protein binding
Source: RefSeq, a predicted model, not a curated record